GAGGGCAGAGACCUUCAUGAAUAGUCCUCUCCAUCUCCAUCUCCAGAAUUCACAAGAAAUAGUAAUCCUACUUAGUUCUCUACCAAUUUUCCUUCCCAAUUCAAUCGCAUUUUCUUUCUUUUUCUCUCUUACCAAACAUAUGAUUCUGAUUCUUCUGAUUCUUUACCAUUCCUCAUUAUCUUCCCUCAUCUUUUGAUGCGACGAUCGCAUGCCCGCAGUCGGGUAAAUUCCAGUUCCAAUUCAAAUUCUAGUUCUAAAUCCACCGGCGGGAAAUCGCCAAAGAUGGACCAAAUCAAGUUUCAGACUCGACUCAGAACGCGAUCCCCCAAUUUCUCCCCUCGGAACUCUAAACAAAGUAGAACGAGCACGCCAUUGAUCGUGGUCUCAGCUGUGGCAGUAUUUUCUAUCUUGCUCUGGUGUCAUCUAUUCGUAUUCACUACAAAGGACCCCGAGAAGUAUCGGAUUAUCAUCGACGGUGGGAGUACAGGGACCAGGAUUCAUGUUUUUAGAUACGGGGUUCAGGGAGGGAGGGCAGUGUUUGGUUUCCUGGAAGGUGGGUUAACGAGCAUGAGGGUUAUUCCGGGAUUGUCAGCGUACGCGAGUGAUCCGGAGUCGGCAGGGCUGUCCAUUGUGGGGCUUCUGGAAUUCGGGAAGGGUAUUGUGCCAAAAAAGCUAUGGGCAGAGACAGAAAUAAGGUUGAUGGCAACGGCUGGGUUGCGACUGCUGGAUAUAGGUGUGCAGGAUGAAAUUCUGAAAUCCUGCAGACGUGUUUUGAGGGCAUCUGGGUUUAAGUUCCAUGACGAUUGGGCGUCGGUGAUUACAGGCUCUGAUGAGGGAGUAUAUGCUUGGGUUGUUGCAAAUUAUGCACUUGGGACUCUUGGAGGUAAUCCUUUGCAAACAACUGGGAUUAUUGAACUUGGUGGUGCUUCUGUUCAGGUGACUUUUGUUUCUAAUGAACCUAUGCCUCCUGAAUUUUCACACACCAUUAAAUUUGGGAAUUCUACAUACAAUCUUUAUAGCCAUAGCUUUCUUCAUUUUGGCCAGAAUGUUGCAUUUGAAUCUUUGAGGGAAUCUCUCAUUUCAGGAGACCUUGAAUUGACUGCUAAUCCUCUUCAGAAAGGAAUCCAAAUAGAUCCAUGUUCACCUAAAGGUUACUUACAUGGCAGGGAGUUGUGGAAGCUAUCUCCAGGUUCUUUAGCUGAAAAGAGCAAAUUUCUAACCACACUUCAAGCCAGGGGUAACUUUUCUGAGUGCAGAUCAGCAGCUUUAAUGCUAUUAGAAAAGGGAAAAGAGAAAUGCUCCCAUAACCAGUGCUAUUUAGGAUCAGCUUUCAUGCCAAAGCUUAAGGGGAAUUUUUUGGCCACAGAAAAUUUUUUCCAUACUUCAAAGUUCUUUGGGUUGCGGCCAAGGGCAUUUCUUUCUAAUCUCAUCAUGGCUGGACAACAUUUCUGCGGAGAAGAUUGGUCGAAGUUAAAGAAUAAAUACCAUUCUGUCAAUGACGAAGAUCUGUUGCACUAUUGUUUUUCUUCAGCAUAUAUUGUGGCGUUACUUCAUGACAGCCUUGGAAUUGCUUUGGAUGAUGAAAGGGUUAGGUUUGCUAAUCAGGUGAAAAACAUACCACUUGACUGGUCCUUGGGUGCCUUCAUCUUGCAAAGUACAGCUGACUUGAAUGUGCAGCACCACGACCCUGACUGGAUUGUAACCAUCAUUAGUGAUGAUUCGCCCACUUUGGUCUCUCUAAUCGCCAUCACUCUAUUAUUGAUGUUUAUAGCAUGGACGAUAUCUAAAUGGAGGAAGGCCCAGUUGAAGACAGUGUAUGAUCUUGAAAAAGGACGAUAUAUAGUUACUCGUGUUGCUAGAAGAUGAUAGCAUUGCCAUUGCUGAGUAUCAAAGUCUGUUCUCUUACUGUGCAGACGCGGAAGAAGAGCAUGGGUCAUACACGGAAUGCUACCAUCAAUCAUGCUUUGCUUCAAAGGCUUCCCUAUCAAUGGCCAUGGGCAAUCUCUGAGAUAGGGUGCCGUGGAGUUUCGGCUGAGAAUUCAGUAUUAUCUUAUUAGUGGGGAGCUUUCUAGAAGGUUGUUAGAUUACUAGUUUCCCAUUUUGUAAUUAUUGAGGGCCAAAAAAUGCUUUGUUGUGCCACUCUCAUUUUACCCAUAAUAAUAGGCAUGGUGCGUGGAGUGAGGUUGAUUAGUUUGUGGAGGUUUAUACCUUCGGCCUUCACCCGUAAAAUGCACGCAUUGUGGGAAAAUUAUUCAAAGGGUGAAACCAAAUUAAAAAGUGAGAGAGACCAUGAGUUGACUAAGAGUGCCUUUGAUAUUGUUGUAAAAUAUCGUGAUUAUAACUAUAGUUUUAUUAAAUUGAGUUAUGAUAU
Rubroshorea leprosula is the source of this 2371-nucleotide messenger RNA. The record is from the annotation of a GenBank genome assembly. Lineage: Eukaryota; Viridiplantae; Streptophyta; Magnoliopsida; Malvales; Dipterocarpaceae.